ACCACUUCCGUUCCGUUCAGCGGUUAGACUUCCGUUCGCGUCGAGGAUCUCAGAUCUAGGAGCGUGGAUUGUAAAGGAUAUAUUUCUCUAGGUCUUUAUUUCUGUUUUGUUUUGUCCAUUAACUCGGUCCACCAUGUCAGGACGCGAGGCCCUCAACAUGAAGCUGCCGCCGAUCCAGUCCACGGCCGGAGCCGUGCCGAUCCGCAAUGAGAAAGGUGAGAUUUCCAUGGAGAAGGUGAAGGUGAAGAGGUAUGUCUCCGGUAAGCGUCCCGACUACGCUCCGAUGGAGUCGUCGGACGAGGAGGAAGAGGAUUUCCAGUUCGUGAAGAAGGGGAAAGACGCUGAACCGGAGCUGGAGGAGGAGGAGGUGUCGGAUCCUCGUCUCAAACGUCUGCUGAACCGGGUGUCUGAGGAUGUGGAGGAGAGGCUGGCGAGACACAGACAGAUCGCGGAGCCCGAGCUGAUCGCCGAGAGCAGCGAGGACUCGGACGAGGGAACCUGGCACCCGGAGCGACAGGAGAGCAGCGAGGAGGAGGAAGAAGAGGAGGAAGAGGAGGAAGAAGAAGUUGACGAUGAGGAAAUCGAGAGGCGGCGACAGAUGAUGCGCCAGAGGGCUGAAGAGCGGAAGAACGAAGACAUGGAGAUCAUGGAGGUGGAGGAGGAGGGGAAGUCGGGGGAGGAGGCCGAGUCGGAGUCGGAAUACGAGGAAUACACCGACAGCGAGGACGAGGCGGAGCCAAGGCUGAAGCCCGUCUUCAUAAGGAAGAAGGACCGGGUCACGGUGGUGGAGCGCGAGGUGGAGGAGCUGAAGGUGAAGGAGCUGGAGGUGGAGGCCAAGAAGCAGGUGGAGGAGCGGCGGCGCUACACGCUGAAGAUCGUGGAGGAGGAGGCCAAGAAGGAGUUUGAGGAGAACCGGCGCACGCUGGCCGCUCUGGACGCCCUGGACACGGACGGGGAGAACGAGGAGGAGGAGUACGAGUCCUGGAAGGUCCGCGAGCUGAAGCGCAUCAAGAGGGACCGCGAGGCCAGAGAAGCCAUGGAGAAGGACAAGGCGGAGAUCGAGAGGUUCCACAACCUCACAGAGGAGGAGCGCCGAGCAGAGCUGCGUAACAGCGGCAAAGUCAUCACCAACAAAGCGUCCAAGGGCAAAUACAAGUUCCUGCAGAAGUAUUACCACAGGGGAGCCUUCUUCAUGGAUGACGAGCAGGACGUGUUCAAGAGAGACUUCAGCGCUCCCACACUGGAGGACCACUUCAACAAAACCAUUCUACCCAAAGUCAUGCAGGUCAAAAACUUUGGCCGUUCCGGACGCACCAAGUACACCCAUCUGGUGGACCAGGACACCACGUCGUUCGACUCGGCCUGGGCCCAGGAGAGCGCCCAGAACACCAAGUUCUUCAAGCAGAAGGCGGCCGGGGUGAGGGACGUGUUCGACAAGCCCACGGUGAAGAAGAGGAAGGCGUAGAGCCGCACCAACGCGGACGCCUGUCUCGCCAGGCCACGUUUCGAAAGACUGAGUGGAGAUUUUGGGCACGUGAUCACGUCCCCCUUCAGAUGCGUCAGAACAGCGUUAUUCUUUUUUAAUACUGCACUCUGGUUGGAUGAGUCGAUCAUUUCUCAAGAGAUUUAGGUCGCAAUACUUUAUCCGAUAUGGAUUAAGUUGAAUAGUAAUACUCAAUGAAUCGUGCUUUUAGUGGCUCUAGUGGCCACUAAAAGCUAGCGGCUAUUUACCAUAAAUUUUGAUCCAUGCUCAAAAUUGUCCAAGGGACAAUGUCGUUUUGUACAGUGUUCUGCAUUGACUUCAAAUAUCCACUUUUUCAAUAUAUUUCAAUGCAACUGUGGUGUUGAUACAUUAUUGUUAAUAAAAUUCAUUGUUUGAUUAAUCUCA
Gadus macrocephalus (Pacific cod) is the source of this 1888-nucleotide messenger RNA. RefSeq names its product microfibril associated protein 1 (gene mfap1). The coding region runs from base 134 to 1465 and encodes 443 amino acids. Lineage: Eukaryota; Metazoa; Chordata; Actinopteri; Gadiformes; Gadidae. The transcript is spliced from 8 exons. Gene Ontology annotation, molecular function: RNA binding. Gene Ontology annotation, biological process: mRNA splicing, via spliceosome. The record is from RefSeq and is a predicted model, not a curated record. Gene Ontology annotation, cellular component: U2-type spliceosomal complex.